Messenger RNA from Lytechinus variegatus (green sea urchin), 2778 nucleotides. Its product is annotated as tubulin alpha-2 chain-like. Gene Ontology annotation, molecular function: structural constituent of cytoskeleton; GTP binding. NCBI's taxonomy places the organism in Eukaryota, Metazoa, Echinodermata, Echinoidea, Temnopleuroida, Toxopneustidae. The transcript has 4 exons. Gene Ontology annotation, cellular component: microtubule; cytoplasm. Gene Ontology annotation, biological process: mitotic cell cycle; microtubule cytoskeleton organization. The record is from RefSeq and is a predicted model, not a curated record. The coding region runs from base 1 to 1413 and encodes 470 amino acids.
AUGUCUUCUGAAGAAGAGGUCGCGGUCAAGGAUAAACACUUAUUUCAGCAGGAUCCGCGUGAGUGUAUCUCAGUCCAUGUCGGCCAAGCCGGAGUUCAGAUUGGGAAUGCUUGUUGGGAGUUGUAUUGUCUCGAGCAUGGCAUACAACCUGAUGGUCUCAUAACCGAAAAGACUGAUAACAAUGGCAGAGGUGACGAUUCUUUCAGUACCUUCUUCAGCGAGACAUCCAAGGGCAAACAUGUUCCUCGAGCCGUGUUCGUUGACCUCGAACCCACCGUGGUUGAUGAAAUCCGUCAUGGGUCGUACAAGAAGCUGUUCCAUCCUGAACAGAUGAUCACCGGAAAGGAGGAUGCUGCUAACAACUACGCCCGUGGUCACUACACUGUCGGCAAGGAAAUCAUUGACAUUGUCCUCGAUAGGAUAAGGAAAUUGGCUGAUCAGUGCACUGGAUUGCAGGGAUUCCUGAUCUUCCAUAGUUUCGGAGGCGGUACUGGGUCUGGCUUUGCCUCGCUGUUGAUGGAACGUCUCUCCGUUGACUACGGUAAGAAGUCUAAGCUUCAGUUUUCUAUCUAUCCUGCUCCUCAGGUUUCGACAGCAGUUGUAGAGCCAUACAAUGCAGUCUUGACCACUCACAACACCCUUGAGCAUUCUGAUUGUGCUUUCAUGGUCGACAACGAGGCCAUCUACGAUAUCUGUCGCACUAAUCUUGACAUCGAGCGUCCCUCUUACACAAAUCUCAAUCGUCUUAUUGGACAAAUUGUUUCUUCCAUUACGGCGUCUCUGCGAUUCGAUGGCGCCCUCAACGUUGAUCUAACAGAGUUCCAGACCAACUUGGUGCCAUAUCCUCGGAUCCACUUCCCACUGGCCACCUAUGCUCCAGUGAUCUCGACAACCAAAGCAAUCCAUGAGCAGCUGAAUGUGGCUGAGAUCACCAAUGCUUGCUUUGAGCCGAAUCAACAGAUGGUGAAGUGUGAUCCCCGCCGUGGUAAAUACAUGGCCUGUUGUCUUCUAUAUCGAGGUGAUGUGGUUCCUAAAGAUGUAAACUCUGCCAUAGCAAUCAUCAAGACAAAGCGCAACAUCCAAUUCGUCGACUGGUGUCCAACUGGCUUCAAGGUCGGUAUCAACUACCAGCCACCCACCGUGGUCCCUGGUGGCGAUCUCGCGAAGGUUCAACGUGCCGUCUGCAUGCUGAGCAACACCACGGCCAUCGCUGAAGCUUGGGCUCGUCUCGACCACAAGUUCGAUCUGAUGUACGCCAAGCGUGCCUUUGUUCAUUGGUACGUUAGUGAGGGUAUGGAAGAAGGGGAGUUUGCAGAGGCGAGGGAGGAUCUAGCAGCUCUGGAGAAGGAUUAUGAAGAGGUCGGUGUAGAUUCCGGCACAGGAGAGGAUGAAGAAGACGCUGACGAGAUGUAAAUCCAUCACACUACAUGCAUCUGCUGGCUUGCAUAGUUGUAAUGAAAAUUAAUUCAAAUCUAAUUGGUAAAUUUCAUUAAAAUGAAAUAAUUCAUUAAAUUCAUGGUAAUUUAUUUUUCCUAUCAAGCUUGCCACCGACGAACAAUCUCGUAUGCUAUCAUAAAAAUACAUGUGUAUUACUUGACCAUGACUUGAUCAUGAAUCAUAAAUUAUCAUGGUAAAGUAUUAUAUUAUUACUAGAUAAAGUAAACCAAUAUACCAUUGAUGUUUUGCAGUGCUUUGUUAUCUUUGUAAUUGUAUCUUUGUAAUUACAAAGAAAUGUCGUAUAUGUUUCAUACUGUUAAAUGUAUUAAGUCUUUUACGCGAGUUCUGUAUCAUGUUUCCCCUUUUCUUUGCAUUUGAAUUCCUUUUAAACUAAUGUUUAUCAUGCUUAAUGAUGCAAUCACGGAUGAUCGUCUUCUGUAUACAUAAAUGACUCCAAACUACAAAGUAGUCUACUGAUAUUUCAAUUUGGUAUUAUGUGUAUGUCAUGUAUGUGUUCUGUAUAAUAUUUCAUGCGUUGCGAUUCGAUUUUAUUUACUCGUGGCGAUUGUUUCUGGAAUUUUCGAGUUGGUUUCAGAAUCGAUGGAGUUUAUGAUUAUGUCUUCCAUUAUUUAUUGGUAUUCUUUCGAACAAAAGAUUGCUUGCUUCCACUUCACAUCCGUUUUUAAUGUGCUUAACUUUGAAAUGUUAUGGAAAUAAUUGUAUAUGGAAUUGCAGUAUAUAUGUAAAUGGCCCAGCUGUACUACAUGGUUUCAAACUAAAGAUGAUUCGUAGUACUCUUCCAAGCAGAGGUGUAAGGUAAAUAGUAAGUAUUACUGACAAAAAUUAUAAUGUUAUCCAUAUGAAACAUCAUUCCAAACUCUUAAAAAAGUAGAAUAGCUAAUAGAAAUAUGUUAAUGUGAUAGUAGUAAUAUAUACUGUAGAAAUAGUGUGUAGUAGUAGCAUCAUUGGCAUGCAUGAGCAUUAUUUUGUAGAAAACGUUUGUAGUAGUAGAACUUUUACCAUACACCCUCGAUAACUCGCAAUGUAGAACAAUGUGGUGGUGGUGGUUACGAAGGCCCUUUUCAAAUGCAUAAUCAGAUACGUAUCAGUAUCAAAACGAUAUAUUAUUUAUAACUGAAGUUGUACUAGCACUGGAAGAGCCGAAGAGGAUAUGCUUCUCCAUACUCCAUAAUGAUCGUAUUUGCUUUAUCAAUAGUUGUCGGAUAGCAUGGAAAAUGUUUAUAAAAUGAAUUGUAAUGAAAGAAGCAGCAGCAGCAGCACUAUUGAUCGUAAGCAGUAUAGAAGUGGUAGUAGUAGAAGUAGUAGCAGCAGCAACAGCAG